CCUCGGCGACAACACAAGACGUUCCGGCGCGCGCUUCCGGUGCUCGGAGCGGAAGCAGCGGCGAGAGGCUCGGAGGAGCGGGCACGGCCGAGCGGCGGGCGACGGGGGCGGGCGACACGGACCGCGGCCGGGGCGGAGCCGGGGCCAUGGAGCCGCCGCUGCCGGGCUAGGCAGGUCCUGCCCCGCCUGGCCCGCGGCGAUGUCGGGCUACCCGCGCCGCCCGGGCGCCACCCCGCUGUCCCGAGUCCGGAGCCUCGCCAUUCCCGACGCUCCAGCGUUCUAUGAGCGCCGGUCUUGUCUCCCCCAGCUAGACUGUGAGCGCCCCCAUGCCAGGGACCUGGACUCCCCCUUCUUCGGCAUUCGGCCGGCCUUUAUGUGCUAUGUGCCCAGCCCGGUGCUGGCUUCCGUGGGAGACACAGAUGACAAAUUUGAAGAUCUUGAAGAGGCAAAUCCAUUUUCCUUUAAAGAGUUUCUGAAGACCAAGAACCUCGGCCUGUCAAAAGAGGACCCGGCCAGCAGGAUUUAUGCAAAGGUGGGACUUGACCACAACUCCCCACCCUCCCAAACCGGGGGGUAUGGCCUGGAGUAUCAGCAGCCAUUUUUUGAGGACCCGACAGGGGCCGGUGACCUCCUGGAUGAGGAGGAGGAUGAGGACACCGGAUGGAGUGCGGCCUACCUGCCGUCGGCCAUCGAGCAGACUCACCCCGAGAGGGUCCGUGCUGGCACAUCGCCCUGCAGCACAUACCUUUCCUUUUUCUCCACCCCGUCGGAGCUGGCAGGGCCUGAGUCUCUGCCCCCAUGGGCGUUGAGUGACACUGAUUCUCGCGUGUCUCCGGCCUCUCCGGCAGGGAGUCCUAGCGCAGACUUUGCGGCUCAUGGAGAGUCUCUGGGAGACAGGCACCUGCGGACGCUGCAGAUAAGUUACGAAGCAGUAAGUGAGCUUUGCGACGCCCUCUGGCACAGCGCCUGUCCGAGCAGCCUCUCCCAGGGAGAACCUAGAGCCAUCCUGCCUCCUGGGUGGCCUGGUUUGAUUUCCAGAACAAGACGACUUGCGUAACAGCCUGCUAUCCACUUUCCCUUUGACUUUGCCUCUGGUUACACGUGUGAAUAGAACCGGCUAAAGAGGACUGGUGAGCUAGAAGCUGUGAAUUGGAUGCAGUUGGGCACUUAAAGGGCUGUACCCUCAGGAAAGGCUGGCUGCAGUCGUCAGCUCAGGGACAUCUUGCUAAGUAUUCUAAGAGGAGGAAAUUUUUUUAAAAAUUAUAGUCACCUAAAAGGUUAUAAGCUGUGA
This is a messenger RNA of Piliocolobus tephrosceles (Ugandan red Colobus), 1291 nucleotides long. It is a transcript of the gene ENTR1, whose product is annotated as endosome associated trafficking regulator 1. The coding region runs from base 200 to 1057 and encodes 285 amino acids. Gene Ontology annotation, cellular component: centrosome; ciliary basal body; early endosome. Gene Ontology annotation, biological process: positive regulation of cilium assembly; regulation of cytokinesis; positive regulation of protein localization to cilium. The record is from RefSeq and is a predicted model, not a curated record. NCBI's taxonomy places the organism in Eukaryota, Metazoa, Chordata, Mammalia, Primates, Cercopithecidae. The transcript has 4 exons.